Messenger RNA from Equus quagga, 695 nucleotides. RefSeq names its product interferon epsilon (gene IFNE). Gene Ontology annotation, cellular component: extracellular region. The record is from RefSeq and is a predicted model, not a curated record. Gene Ontology annotation, biological process: natural killer cell activation involved in immune response; defense response; adaptive immune response. The transcript is spliced from 2 exons. Bases 1 to 582 code for a protein of 193 amino acids. Gene Ontology annotation, molecular function: cytokine activity; type I interferon receptor binding. Lineage: Eukaryota; Metazoa; Chordata; Mammalia; Perissodactyla; Equidae.
AUGAUAAACAAGCAAUUCUUUGAGAUUAUGUUGGUACUGCUUGCCUCUUCCACUAUUUUCUCCCUAGAACUGAAACUAGUUCUCUUCCAACAAAGAAGAGUGAACAGAGAGAGUUUAAAACUCUUGAAUAGAUUGCAACCCUCAGCAAUUCAUCAGUGUCUAUCACACAGGAGAAACUUCCUGCUUCCCCAGAAGUCUGUGAAUCCACACCAGUACCAGAAAAGGCACACACUGGCCAUUCUUCAUGAGAUGCUUCAGCAGAUCUUCAACCUCUUCAGGGCCAAUAUUCCUCUGGAUGCUUGGGAGGAAAGCCACAUGGAGACGUUCCUCAUCGAACUUCAUCAACAGCUGGAAUACCUAGAAGCGCUCAUGGGACUGGAAGCAGAGCAGAAAUGUGGCCCACUGGGUAGUGAGAACCUUAGGCUACAGGUUAAAAUGUACUUCCGAAGGAUCCGUGAUUACCUGGAAAACCAGGAAUACAGCAGCUGUGCCAGGACCAUUGUCCAAGUAGAAAUCAACCGGUGUCUGUUCUUUGUGUUCCAACUCACAGGAAAGCUGAGCACACAAGGAAUGGACCCUUGAACCAUGUGGAGCAGGAGCCAACCGCAGGCGUUAAAAUGAUAGGGCGAGGAGAACAAGGUUUUAAAGGUGAAGUAACUUGCUCAGAGCAGCACAGCAAGCAAGCCACAGAGCCA